UAAGCAGUGACAGCCGAUUGAGGGGGACGGUAGAGUAAAGAAAGACAAACGGAGAGGAGUCAUUCUUGGAUCUGGAGAGUUUUUCUGCGUAUAUAUUUAUUCACGAUCUCGUGCACGUAAUAGCCGGCGAUUAAGGUUAUCUAUUGCAUGUAUCUACGGAGUCAUAGGUCCUUAUAACCUGUGAACGGACACACCGCACCUUUAGUGCGCUCUGUCCGCUGAGAGAGGAGGCAGCAGUAGUGGAAUACUGCUGGAGCAGAGUUGCUGUUGCGCUACAACUACUGGAAUAUAAUAAAUUGUAAAACUAUCCCUAGUUACCAAACGUUGUAGUGGAUUUUUCCUAAAACCCGGUUUGUUCCAUUUUAUUUGGCACGUAUGGAUAACCCCGUCCAAUCCCGAUCUUUUAUACAACUCUGACGAGGUUUCCAAACAGAACGGAACACAGCUGCCGCCUGCUCUGCACUCGCAGGGUCCACACUCAUUCCAACCAUGGUGUGAAAGUUGGAAUUGUAAAUAUGUCUAGCGAAAAUUUUGGAAGGAUGAAAUACGUAAUUAAGUUGGUGUAAUUUUUACCAGACAUAACAAAAAUGGUCAGUUUAGAGUUUUUUGCGCAGAGAUCCUGCAGGUUGUUUUGGCCUGUGGGUUGUGUGUUUCUGUUUUUCGGCUGCCUAUCGGUAGCCUCCCCCUCCCACGGCCGUCGGUUGAUCUGCUGGCAGGCCAUCAUGAACUGUCAGACGGAGCCGGAGUGCCAUUACGCAUAUGGACAAUACACGCACGCGUGCGCUGCUGUCCUGAGCGGGGAUAGAAAGAAGUGUCCCAGCCACUGCAUCUCCUCUCUGGUGCAGCUCAACCUGACGAAGAACGGCCCCGCGCUGGAGGACUGCAGUUGUGCCUCGGACUCUAUCUGCCGGAAUACCAAGCGGGCCAUCGAGCCGUGCCUGCCCCGGACUAGCAACAUGGGCUGCACGGAGGCACGGAGACAGUGUGAGAAAGACUCACAGUGCAGCUCGGCCAUGCGAGACUAUUUAAUCCACUGCGGGAAGCUCUUCAGCGGGGCGACUUGCACGAACGCUUGUCGGAAUGUGAUCGCAGAUAUGCGCAAAAUACCCAAAGCCGAGCUGUUGGAUACGUGCGUGUGUGAUGGGACUGAAAGGACCAUCUGCGAGUAUGUUAAGCUUAGCAUGAAAAACCUAUGCUUCGACGCUCCUGUGGUGGCGGAGGAAGGUAGCGGAUCGGACGACGAAGAUGACGAAGAUGACGAGGAGGACUUCCCAGUGUUGAACCCGGUGUUCGAGGGGAGAAACGCCGGGUCAGAUGGCUGUGCUGUAGGGAGCUUUGGUGUUUUGACCGUGGUGACAGCGUCAGGCUUAAUUCUACUAACGCCUCUUCUCUAAAUCCUCUUCCUCAGAAUAGAAUAUCGAUCAUGUAUAUCAAACUGUUGGAUAGCUAAACACACUGACGCCUUACAAAGUCAGACUGCUGUUCAGAUUAAGUUGAAACACACGCCUUUACCAACGAAUGUCCGUCAUUCUGGCUAAAGCUAAUGGAGGGGUAGGCUACGGUAGGACUUCAGAGAGUAUAAAAUACAAUUAUUUCUUCCUGACAAGACGUGCCUUUUUUCAAUAUUUGUUUUGUGCUGAAUGAUAUGAAACCAAGUGAUGAUAUUUUCUAUGCAAAUAUUAAGCUCUACUACAGCAUGGAUGCUGUUUCACAGUCCUUAUUUAUUUUGAAACAAUCAGAGAAUAGAGACAUGGACACUUUACACACGCCUUAUCGCCACUGGCUUUCACUAAUAUGCUACGUGACUUGCAGCAGCCUAUCUAGGCCUGAAUAUCAACAUGGCAAACACCAAAAAAUUUAUACUUAUUUCCAUAGCUGAUAAUCCACCUAUAGUUUGUCCUUUAGAAAGAAACAGAAUAGUUUUAAACAUUAGGCCUAUAGUAAAAUGUGAACAGAAACGGUUUGAUUUUACAGAGAGAUUAAACAAUGCAAGGUUUUAUGGAAAAGCUGUGCACCGCAUAUAGUUGAAUGAUGUUUAUAUAUUAUAUUAUAUAUAUUAAAUAUAUAUAAAUAUAAGUGAAACUAUUUUUGUAUAAUAUCGUUGAUAUCAGGUCACUGUUGACAUCUUUGUUUUUAAUGCUGGAUUCAGAAGCUAACUGGUGGACUUGUACAUAGCUUGGUAAAUAAAUGCUUUGAACGUAAUUUAUUUAUCUUGAUUCCUGCUCGACUCAAUGUCACAUCAAAGCAUUCAAUACCAUUUUUGAAAAUAUGUCCAAAUAUUCUUGUCGAAAACACAAGGAAAUAAUUCCAGCUUUAAAGGGAAGAAGUUCUGCAUUGUGUAGAUUAUCUUUAAGAUGACUGUACAGUGUAUGAUAGCGUAGAUCCAGAGAACCAUUUCAUUGUUAUACGAUUUAUUCACUGUUUAAAGAAAACGUCUAAUUUCACUGUAUGACUGACUGCCUCAAAGAUGCAGGCUACUAUAUAAAGGCAUAAAGAAACUUGAAAAUACA
Messenger RNA from Esox lucius (northern pike), 2510 nucleotides. RefSeq names its product growth arrest-specific 1a (gene gas1a). The transcript has a single exon. Lineage: Eukaryota; Metazoa; Chordata; Actinopteri; Esociformes; Esocidae. The coding region runs from base 588 to 1394 and encodes 268 amino acids. Gene Ontology annotation, biological process: regulation of cell cycle. The record is from RefSeq and is a predicted model, not a curated record.